AUGAUCAUGGUCUGGAUCGCAAAAGAUCCUGGAGCCAGGCGACAACUGCAUGACUACGAGCUGAAUACCACUGAAGCGCGAUGGCUGAGAAGUGGCAAGCGUCAGACCGACAACAAAGAAAUGUAUUGGGCCAAGUACGAGACCGGUGGCAUUGUAGCUGGUGAACACACGUCUAGCUGGAAAGCGGGCGACGUUGUUGGGCAACAAGUUCCCCUUGUGGAUCAAAGUAUUAGAAUCAAACACAACGGCAACUAUCUGUGGAUCACCCGCCGGCUGUCGCGUAGGUAUAACGAAGGGGCUCGCGUCGAAAUCAAGACGAUUGCUUAUAGGCCGCAUAUCAUUCAAAAUUUCAUUGCCGCCGUCAAUCAAAGCUUCUACGAAAAGGAAGACAAAGAGCUGCGCAUCUACCAUUCCAAGCGUAUCAAUCCAACCUGGAUGAAGCCGAUCACACGUCGUGCUCGAGAAUGGGGUUCCGUCAUCUUACCCCCUGGUAUGAAAGAAGAGAUACUUGAAGAUGUCAAGCGUUUCUUGUCGGACAAAGAUAGGAAUUGGCACGCUUCCAGAGGUAUUCCUCAUCGCAAAGGCAUUGUACUUUAUGGAGAGCCGGGAACUGGCAAAACAUCUCUCGUCACCGCUCUGGCAAGCAAGCUGAACAUUGACAUGUAUAUCGUCAACCCUGCUCAAAGAGGGAUGGAUGACGCCAAGCUAUCAACUCUGCUCCGAAACUGCCCCUCCGAGACCAUCGUCCUCAUUGAGGACAUGUACAUAGAUGGUCUACAGGCAGACGAUGGUGGAGAAGCAGAGGUUCAGCUUGACGGAGCAGCAUCGCAUCGUGAUGCCUUCGUCGGUGGAGGAGGACAGCCACCGUCGACCGUCACGAUGUCGGGACUUUUAAAUGCUCUUGAUGGUGUUUCAAGUCAAGAGGGAUGUGUCGUUAUUGCUACCACUAACCACCUAGAGAGACUUGACCCUGCUCUAAUCCGCGAAGGCCGCUUCGACGAUCACAUUCAUUUCACCUUCCUCAUUCCUAGACAAGCCCAUGAUCUCUACGUCCACCUCUUCCCCCUUGAGGACUUUGGCCCCCACACAGAGCGAAGCAACUUCGACUUUGUGAACGAAAAGUCUGAAAAGUCUGUCGUCAUCUUUACAGACCAAGCCGACCUUGAAAAGCAUGCGAGCGACUUUGCCGAUGCCAUCUUCUCGACCCCUAACUCCAUCAAUCUCCCGGCUGAAGAAGUCAAGACCUCCAAGAAGAUCACCAUGGCGGGCCUGCAGAGCUACCUCACGGGUCAUAAAUAUGCCCCAAUCGAGGCUCUUGAAGGUGCGGGCAAGUGGGUUGAAGGUUACGAGGCAACACAGCAGGAGAGGUCGCGGGUAAGGCUUACCGCUGCAAGGGGCUCUGACUAUGGCCCUGUGAAGAAGACCACGCCCAAAAAGAAGGUGAAAAAGACAGUCAAGGCGAUUGAGAGCGAAGCUGAGAGUCUCUAG
Cryptococcus wingfieldii CBS 7118 is the source of this 1488-nucleotide messenger RNA. RefSeq lists its product as hypothetical. The record is from RefSeq and is a predicted model, not a curated record. The transcript is spliced from 7 exons. Lineage: Eukaryota; Fungi; Basidiomycota; Tremellomycetes; Tremellales; Cryptococcaceae. Bases 1 to 1488 code for a protein of 495 amino acids. Gene Ontology annotation, molecular function: ATP hydrolysis activity; ATP binding.